Molecule: messenger RNA, 1794 nt
Organism: Kickxella alabastrina
Lineage: Eukaryota; Fungi; Kickxellomycota; Kickxellomycetes; Kickxellales; Kickxellaceae
Exons: 4
Coding region: 181-1794 (537 amino acids)
Molecular function (GO): GTPase activator activity
Source: RefSeq, a predicted model, not a curated record
AAGACACGCUUUUUUAUUUUCUUCUUUUCUCCUCACCUCUUUUGUUGCAUUUCCUUUCUACGAAUUUAAUUUCUGUUCACAUUUAUCUUUUUAUUACUCCAAUUCCCGACCACUAGUUCUUACAAAUACAAAACACGCAAGCACAUACAAUACAUACAAUACAUACUCAAAACACAAACAAUGACGAACACAGCUUCGUCUGCCAUGCCACUUCCAGCAAAGGAAAUAAUACUGUCACAGCCUGUCGCAUCGAUGACAGAUAGUAGUAAGCUACCGGCGCUAACGUUUUCACCGUCAACCAAAUUCACAGGCCUUUCGGUUUCACGUCAGAGGUCACAUCAGUCGCAGCAGGACUCGGAAGGCGCAGAGAGUGACUCUGAUGAUUUGCCAAGUGGCCAGCUAGACAGUGCCAUGAAACGCAUGUACCGCGAUAAAGCGCGCGAUGCCAUUAAGAAGGAGCAGGUCCAUAUGGAAGGCUUUUUGUACAAAAAGUCGGGCGGAGGUGCCAGCAAGACUUGGAACAAAAGGUGGUGUGUGCUUCGGUCACAAGCCCUGCUGAUCUACAAGCGGUUCAGCGAGGACAAGCUUAAGCGCAUAGUUCGUGUCGAAGAAAUAGUUGAUGUUCGCACUAUCGAGCGCCGCAACCACUCUUUUGUUUUUGAAAUCGAAACCCCCGACCGCAGCUUUUUCUUUGAGGCAUCGAGUGAACAGGAAAUGCUUUUGUGGAUCGGACGCAUACGCUCUGUGGUCACUGCAUUUAACAACAACAAUAGCAGUGCUAGCAGCAGUAUUAGGCAUUCCUUGGAGAGCCUUGAGUCUCGCCGUCAAUCUGACGAGCAGCAGCAGCAGUUUGCCAAUACAUUGAGGGUUUCGUCGUCACCGCCGCCACCACCGAAGGACUGUGGCGAGCCGUAUUUCAUGUCUUUGCCGUCUGCUGGAAGUCGUCGCAGCCAGAUCAGCGUCAGAGCGGCAAAUUCACUGUUUGCACCGGCUGUUGAAGGCGGUCUGUGCGCGCCACUUGGUCUGCGCAUCGACACGCCGCGAACACUAUCCAAAUCACACGGUGCGUUUGUGCAGUUUGCGUCAGACACAAGCGAAUCAGCAGCUGUAUUGCCGCCAGGCAUUGGCCCAGAGCACGAGCCAGCGCCCAUUGAAGAUCUCGAGGAGGAUGAGGAGCCAGACUUCAACGUCGACCAGCGGCGCGAAAUCGAAAAGCGACUGAUUGAGGACCGCGUCAUCCUGCGCGGUUUCCUCCUGAAGCAGGAUAAACUGCGGCAAUGGCGUCGGCGCUGGUUCGUUCUCCGGCAAAACACCCUGUCCUAUUAUCAUAAUGAGAAGGAAUACGAGGUGAAGCAGAUUCUCAGACGCGAUGACGUGUAUGAUAUCAGAGGCCCCGACCCUUCGACUGCUAAGGCGCGAUCAUUGCGGCGCACGUAUUUUAAAAUAGUCACGGAGAAGCGCAACUAUUGGUUGGCGCAUGAUGAUGCUGGGAAGGCGCGCGAGUGGUUUGCCGUUUUGGUUCGGUGGCAGGAGGGCGCGGAUGUCAGUCCGAUUUCUAUCAGGCAGUCGAUAUCGGCACAGCAUGCGGUUGGUGGUAUUGCCAUGGAGAACACUGUGGGCCCGCCGAGGUCUACUCCGAAUACGGGUUUGCCGCAUUCGCAGCCGCAGCUUGGUGCGAAUGGAUCGUUUAUGCAGCAGUUGGAGCUUUCAAUGUCAAAACUCGGACAGAACAGACUUUCCAUCGGUGGAAUUGGUCGCCCGUCUGGCGGCAGCGGCAUGCCAAAGGACUUAUAA